This is a messenger RNA of Blepharisma stoltei, 927 nucleotides long. NCBI's taxonomy places the organism in Eukaryota, Ciliophora, Heterotrichea, Heterotrichida, Blepharismidae. The record is from the annotation of a GenBank genome assembly.
AUGGAAGAUAGAUAUAUAGGCCUUUGUGCAUUAUUUCAAGGAAUUGGCACAGCAAGUAAAUUGCUCCACAAAUCUGAGGGAGAAAUCAAGCAUUUGAUAUCAAAAAUAAACUACGAAAAUAUCCCAUGCCUAAGCAGCUUAUCAGAAGUUUUAAGAAAAAUGAUUAGCAAUUUAUCUCUAGAAAGGGCUGCUGAGAUUUUCAACAUUUCCCCAUUUGCACUUGAAUUUAUUACUUCACAAAGCGUAAAAGCACCUUCACUUCAAAUAAACUUCGAAGAAAAUACUAGCGAAUGUGUAGCUCAAUUAAAAAAAAGAGUUGGAAGGCUCUAUGAAAAUGGUGUUAAGCCGAAAAUAAUCCAAAACCUUUUUGAUCUUCCCAAUAUUUACAUGAUCCACAGUUGAUUUGACUGAAACAAAAUGUCUGGCUCCAAAGGGAAAAAGAAUUCCUAUUUAAAAUAUAAAAUUCAAGUCUUAAGAAGAGAAGGAAAGACAGAUGACGAAAUUGCUAAAGAAUUAUUAAUAGGAAAACAUAGGAUUGGUGAAGUUUCUGGAGAUCUUGAACGAUAUGCAAUUAUUUAUGGCCAAAAUGAAAUUAAAACCGUUUUAAAAAUGCAUGAAAAAACUAAAAAUAAAGAAAAAUUAGCAAAGAAAAUUGGAGUCCCUGAAAGGACUGUUAUAAGAUGGUUUAAAAAUAAAGCAGAAGGACUAAGAUACUCUAAAGGAGGAAUUAUUGAAAGUGAUGAAGAAGGAGAUACUAUGACAAAAUUUCUGGCUCUUGAAAAACACUAUUUAAAUGGAGGAAUAAAAACCAAUGAUUUGGGUGAUAAGGUGAUAAAGUGGAUCAAUAAUUUUGAAAGCAAAACUCAGGAAGAUAUAGGAAAUCCUAAUAAAAGACAAAAAACCACAGAAGAAGAAAAAAUAGAAUAA